AUGGCAGGACGCACGCUGAGACCUUGCUAUCACAAAGUGGGAGGUCAAGAGAAGAAGGUCUUUGAAGCAGAGCAACCACUCGAAGGAUUCCAGAUCGGGCAUGAGGAGAGAUCCGAGACGACGAACUUGCAUGCGCUGGAGCUAGGCAGUGGAACCGUGAUUGUGGACGCACCGGGACAAUUUGAUACCCGCGGCGAUGGAGUUGGCAUUGCCACAGCGUGUGCACUCCGACAACUGGCUUCAAAGUGCAGGAAGUUGCGCUUUAUCGUCCUCAUCGACUGCGGAGCAUUCGGUGUGGAUCGUAUGGGCAACUUGCGUCAAGUUGCUGCCUUGCUCAGGGGGGCAUUUCCUGAGUUUCCAAGGACACAGCCAGCCACUGUGACUUUCUUCUUCACCCAUGUGCAUAAGGUGCUCCCAGAAUUAUCUGGCGAGAAAGAUGGCGAGCAAUUUUUCAUGAAGGCUCGAGACUGUGUCAGAGAUCUUCUUUCCGGAGCAUUGCGCGGAACAUGUGAGAACGAUGCGUGCUUUGAUGUCUUGAAAUGGAUAUGCCAAAUGGCCACUGAUCAGCAACGGCGAAAAGUACGCCUCGUGGACAUAUAUCACCCCGAGUGGAGUACACAGGACUCCCUUGCGAAGGCGACUGAGAAUUUCGAGGGGCCAUACGCGCUCAGUAGCUCCGACAUCCCCAAACUUGUGGGGUACGUGCUGGAGACCGGCUCCAAGGCCAAGCUGGAGCGCACACUUCGAGACCAUCUGGCUCAGCUCAAGAUCACCUUGGAGGACGAGAACGCCGAAGCUGUGCGUCAGCUGUGGCAAACCAUACAAACCUUGCGAAGCUAUCUGGACUUCUACCCAGACAUGCGUGAGUGCAUCAAUCUGAUGGUGGAACUCAUUACCAACAAGCUCAAGCAAGCCUGGCAGCAAGCGCACGAGUUGCUUGAGAAGUGUGAGAACACGGCGGAGAACUUUACGCAAUGUCAGGUGAAGCAAGUUCAGCAAAUCAUGCAGUUCAUCCACACUUUGCACGAGCUGGCAGGAGAUGCCACUGCGGUGGACCCUAUGAGUCAACUGCGGAACCGCUCGCGAAGUUUAUGCCAGAAGUUUAGCCAAGAUGUGGUCAGAGCUUUCACCAGUGAGGAGAUGUGGCUGCCCAUGCCCAGCAUGAGCUACGUCGCUCGCUCGCUGAACAAGCUCAGCAUUUGGGCAGAGGAGGGCGGAGAUGAAGGGGUGCAGGAGUUGUGGCAACGCGCCAGCGCGGCGCAGGUGCGGUACGUGCGGGAGGUCAGCGACGCAGCUGUCAGGAUCAGCGAGAAUGGGCUGAAAUCCCGGGAGGAGUUGAAGAGAGCGGUCCAGAUUCAGCACAUGCUAGCCAAUAAGGACCUUAUGGGUACGGAUUGCAAGCAGAUCCGGAUGCUGUGGCCAUCUGUCGAGCAAGCUUUCCACGACUACGUGGCCUCUGCUGAGGCAGCGAAAGCGGCCAUGGUGAGCUGUUCUCACAACGCUACGAACAACCAGAGUCCUGCAAGCGAGGUUGACUUGGCCCAGGCCAAGGAGUUCCUUGACGCGAUAGACUCAUGCAAGCGCGCGCUCGGGUCUAGCGACUCCGCCGACUUGAGCUUUGCCAAUGCGCUGUUCGAGCAGGAGCGCAUCUUCAUGGAAUUGGCGAACGAGAAGUUGUUCGAAAUGCAAACGAAGCUUGAAAGCUUGUUGCAAGAUUCUGCCGUCGCUUUGCUCAACUUACUUGCAAGCUUCACGCAGCCACAAAAGUUCGAUCACAGUCUGAAGCUUCAGGCAAGUUUCUGUAAUCUCCAAUGCUCAGCUGAGGACGAAUGCUUGCUUGGUGAGUUCGUGAAGAAGCUAUGUGGAGCGAUGUCUGCCGUUGUCACAGCCGUGCCGCAUCCACACACGGUUCAGCUGCAGAAGGACUUCUGCGACAAGGCGCUCGGUCAGUAUUUCACUUAA
Messenger RNA from Symbiodinium natans, 1962 nucleotides. The record is from the annotation of a GenBank genome assembly. NCBI's taxonomy places the organism in Eukaryota, Dinophyceae, Suessiales, Symbiodiniaceae.